Molecule: messenger RNA, 1300 nt
Organism: Solanum lycopersicum (tomato)
Lineage: Eukaryota; Viridiplantae; Streptophyta; Magnoliopsida; Solanales; Solanaceae
Source: RefSeq, a predicted model, not a curated record
GUGCUUACUACUACAACUAUUUUUCUUUGACUUAGCACCCCCACCACUAAGGCCCUCUCCACCAAACUAAAAUUUUCUCAACUCUUCACUUUCAUUUUCUCAUUAAAUCAUCAAUCAAAAUUAAUGAAUUUGAGAAAACCUUUGCCCUCCUCUUAUGCAGCACCACCACCAUCUCCGAUCCCCACGGGGAAAGGAUCGCGUUCGGCUGUCAAUUCAAUGUUUGGAGAGUACAUUGAUCAAUCCAUAAACAUUCCUCAUUUGACUCCCCCAAACUACUCCUCAUCAUCGUUGGAUGCCUGAUGAAAUCAAUUAUCAAUCGAUUUUGCAAAGGGAAAAUGACGCGAUGAUUAGGUUAUUGAGUUCUGCUGCUGAAUUCGGAGUGGUUCGGAUUAUUGGUCAUGGGAUAUCUAGUGAGGACAUAAGAACAUUGUUGAUUGAGAAUGAAUUAUUGUUUCGAUUAAGUGAAAAGUAUGCUAAUUAUGAUAAGUUCCUUUGGGAUUGGUCUGAUGAUGCAAUGGUGCAAAAGGCCAAAUUUGCUUUAGGGGAUGCAAAUUUUCUAAUUUUCAGGGAAAAGUUGGAAGAGGUAUUGAAGAAAUUAAAAGGAAUAGCAAAAGAAGUGGAUGAAAUAAUAAGAUUGAGUGACAAUGAACAAUGUUGGAAAAAAAUAGAUUCAGAAGAAGCGAAAAUGUACAUAUACAGAUGCACUAGAAAUCAAUCAAGCAAUGUGGAUCAAACAUGGCUUCCACCCCACAAUGCAACACUUGAAGAUUCACUUAAAUAUGCAUUGCAUCUAUUUCUUCCAUUGGAACCAAUUGAAUUCUCUAUGCAUUCAAAACGUGGUCGUUUGCCCUUUAACACCACCCCAGACACAAUCAUUGUUACUAUUGGAGAUCAACUUGAGGAAUGGAGUGAUGGAAAAUUCAGGUCUGCAGAUGGAGAAGUAGCCUUGAAGCCAAAUCUUCACAUAGAUCAAACAUUAUUAUCAUUGGAGCUCAAGUGGUCAUUUACUAACCUCAAUAAAAAUGAAAAGAUAAUUACCCUAUCUGAUCAGGUUCUAAUUCUAGUUAUAUUAUUAUUAGUAUACAAAUUGUUUAAUUAUAUAAUUAAUUAAACUGUGCUCCUUCAAAAUACACAACUCCAAAUAAUGUGGUUUCAUUUUUUGUACAUCUUUUUGGUAUUUGUUGCUUAUAAUUCUACUACGUGAGAGAUGUGAAAGGUGGUUUAAUUAACCUUCAACAAAAUGGAUGUACUUUGAACAGGGAUUUGUUUGACAUAAAAAUGUUAAAACUUGUGUUGUGCU